Messenger RNA from Cordyceps militaris CM01, 786 nucleotides. RefSeq names its product spherulin-1B precursor. Gene Ontology annotation, molecular function: manganese ion binding. The record is from RefSeq and is a predicted model, not a curated record. The coding region runs from base 1 to 786 and encodes 261 amino acids. The transcript has a single exon. NCBI's taxonomy places the organism in Eukaryota, Fungi, Ascomycota, Sordariomycetes, Hypocreales, Cordycipitaceae. Gene Ontology annotation, cellular component: cell wall.
AUGCACUUCACCGCCGCGUCCACUCUCCUCCUCGCCGGCGCCGCCCUGGCCGCCCCCAGCCGCACGGCGCGAGCCAUUGACAUUGACGCCGUGAUCCCGGCCGUCGUGCCCGUCAACACGCGCGGCGGCAACGCCGAGCUCAUCACCAAGCUCGUGACGGCGCCGACGACGCUCGACCGGGCCAAGCUGCUCGACCAGGCGGGCGACUGGGUGUUUGACUUUAAAGACGUCAACGCCGCGGGCCGCUCCGAGGCCAAGGGCCAGGGCGGGCUCUCGAUGGCGGCGACGGCCAAGACGUUUCCGGCCCUCAUCGGCCACGGCGCGUCCAUGACGGUCGGCUUCCUCGGCCCGUGCGGCAUGAACACGGCGCACGUGCACCCGCGCGCCACGGAGCUCAACAUCAUCGUGCAGGGCCGGCUCGUCACCAACUUUGUGCUGGAAAACGGCGCCACGCCCGUCGCCAACACGAUGAAGACGUUUCAGAUGACCGUCUUCCCGCAGGGCGCCAUCCACCAAGAGUUCAACCCGGACUGCACCGACGCCGUCUUCGUCGCCGCCUUUCCCCACACGGACGCCGGGACGAGCCAGAUUGCGCAGAACUUCUUGAGCUUGCGGCCCGAUGUCGUCGGCGCCACCCUGGGCGGCGUGCAGACGCUCAACGGCAAGGACAUUGAGACGUUUCGCCACGCCAUCCCGGAUAAUAUCGCCCUGGGCAUCGACGCGUGCCUCAACAAGUGCGGCAUUCAGCGUAACGCUAAGCGUGACCUGAGUGAGCUUUUCGACUGA